CUUUAAACGACCCACACCUCGCCUUGCCUCCCCCCUCCCGGCGGUUCCACCGUCGUAAUAAUAUAAAUCUCGACGUACGCAUUCCCCGUGCCCGCCCGCCUUCGGUUCCCUUCGCCGGAUCCCAGGGAACGCGACACCCCCCCCCCCCUCCCCCCGCCCCCCCCGUACCCCGCGACCCCGAGUCCCCUCGCCCCCUGGCUCCCUAGGUUUCCGGCGGGCCCCCAAUGCGUCGGAGCUGAGUCCGAGAUCCGGAUCGUCGCCGAGAUCGAGAUCAUCGGAAGCGGAUGGGGAACACCUGCGUCGGCCCGAGCAGUGCCGGGCGGCACGGAUUCUUCCAAUCCGUCUCCGCCGCUCUCUGGCGCGCCCGCCCGCCGGAGGGCCCCGAGGCCCUCCCAGCUCCCGCCUCCGACGGCACCGCCACCGCGGCCGCCGAUCCGGCCCCGGACAAGCCGCCGGAGCCCGUCAAGAUCCCCGACGAGGACCUUAAGAAGCCGCCGCCGCCGGCUCCAGCGCCGUCCCGCACCUCGGAAGAGCUUCCUCCCCAAUCCUCGCCCCCCAAGAAGCCCACCCACAUCAGGCAGGUCUCCAGCGUCGGCCUCCAGAUCGACUCCGUCCUCCAGCGCCGGACCGAGAAGCUCAAGGACCUCUACAGCCUCGGUCGGAAGCUUGGCCAGGGGCAGUUCGGCACCACCUACCUCUGCGUUGAGAAGGCCACCGGAAAGGAGUACGCUUGCAAGUCCAUCGCCAAGAGGAAGCUCGUGACCGAGGAGGAUGUCGACGACGUGAGGAGGGAGAUUCAGAUCAUGCACCACCUCACCGGCCACCCCAAUGUGAUCUCGAUUGUGGGGGCCUAUGAGGACGCUGUGGCCGUGCACCUCGUGAUGGAGCUUUGUGCUGGAGGAGAGCUCUUUGAUCGGAUCAUUCAGAGGGGGCACUAUUCGGAGAAGGCGGCUGCUGAACUCGCGAGGGUGAUCGUUGGUGUCGUGGAGGCAUGCCAUUCAUUAGGGGUCAUGCACCGGGAUCUCAAGCCCGAGAACUUUCUUUUCGCCAAUCAGAAAGAGGAGUCUCCACUUAAGACGAUCGACUUUGGGCUGUCCAUUUUCUUUAAGCCAGGGGAUACAUUUACAGAUGUUGUUGGAAGUCCAUACUAUGUUGCUCCAGAAGUUCUGCUGAAACAUUAUGGUCCUGAGGCAGAUGUUUGGAGUGCAGGAGUAAUUAUAUAUAUCUUAUUGAGUGGGGUUCCUCCAUUUUGGGAUGAAUCAGAGCAAGGGAUAUUUGAACAAGUUUUAAAAGGUGAUCUUGACUUUUCCUCAGACCCUUGGCCCAGCAUCUCAGAGAGUGCAAAAGAUUUGGUUAGGAGAAUGCUUGUGAGAGAUCCCAAAAAGCGAUUGACUGCUCAUGAAGUUUUAUGCCACCCUUGGGUCCAGGUUGAUGGUGUAGCUCCUGAUAGGCCUCUUGAUUCUGCGGUCCUAACUCGAUUGAAGCAAUUUUCUGCAAUGAACAAGCUAAAGAAAAUGGCCCUUAGGGUCAUUGCUGAGAGCAUGUCUGAAGACGAAAUUGCAGGCCUCAAAGAAAUGUUCAAGAUGAUAGACACAGAUAAUAGUGGUCAAAUCACAUAUGAGGAACUCAAGGCUGGUUUGCAAAGAGUUGGUGCGAAUCUCAAGGAGUCUGAAAUUUUAGCUCUGAUGGAAGCGGCAGAUAUUGACAACAGUGGAACUAUUGAUUAUGGGGAAUUUAUAGCUGCAACCCUGCAUCUAAACAAGAUCGAGAGAGAGGAUAAACUUUUUGCAGCUUUCUCAUAUUUUGACAAAGAUGGGAGUGGUUACAUUACUCAAGAUGAACUCCAAAAAGCCUGCGAGGAGUUCGGCAUAGGAGAUGUCCGUCUUGAAGAUGUUAUUCGAGAAAUAGAUCAGGAUAAUGAUGGACGGAUUGACUAUAAUGAGUUUGUGGAAAUGAUGCACAAAGGAAAUGCUGGUUUUGGAAAGAAGGGUGUGCAAAAUAAUUUAAGCUUUGGUCUUAGGGAGGCACUGAAGCUUGGCUAAAAGUGAUUAGGUGUAAAUAUUUAAUUGUUGGAGAAGAGUGGUUUUCACAUAACAUGAGCAGAUUUGCCAGCAAGUGAAGAACACAUCUCAUGUUGUUCUUUUUCAGCAAAUAUGCACCUAAUAGAUAUUUAUUUUUCAACCAGGGCUCAUGUGCGGUAUGAUGUUGUCAACAUUUUGAGAUUUCAAUCAGGGACCUUGUGUGGUGGGAUGCUAACACAAAUUGAAGGGGGAACCCACUUGAAAUUGGAAUGCCAAGGCCUAGCCAUCCACCAUGAUUUACAAGUGACCUUAGCAUGCAGAAUGUAAAGAUUAGACGGAUAUGUUAUUAUUUUGACUGCUGUAAAUCCUGGAUCCACUCACAAGAGCCCCCAAUCACAAUGGGACUGAACAUACCUCCAUUCAUUUUUUGUUCAAGAUAGAAUUACUUUGAUAUGCCUAUCCUGAAAUCCCAUCAUUGCACAAUCUUACCUCCAAUGCCCACCAUCCUGGUAGUGCAUUCUCCUUUUGUUUCCAGAUUCCCUCCAGGAUGGAUCCAUUACUGAGCUCCCCACUUUCACUAGCAAAUGACUUCUUUCUAGGCUUUGCUUUCAAAUUUUCAUGUACACGUACGUAAACAUUGUAUUCUGGAGUUGUUGUUUUGAGAAGUGCUUUUGUGCUGAUGAGUCGCAGCGGACAUUGUAAUUUAUGCAAUGAUUAAGAGUAUAUAUACAACUUUCAGAGAGGUUCAAAACUUUCAGGGAAGCACUGAACUAUGUUAUUUUCAUGAUAAUAUUCUUGUUACUGCAUUAA
This is a messenger RNA of Phoenix dactylifera (date palm), 2831 nucleotides long. RefSeq names its product calcium-dependent protein kinase 17-like. Lineage: Eukaryota; Viridiplantae; Streptophyta; Magnoliopsida; Arecales; Arecaceae. Gene Ontology annotation, molecular function: ATP binding; protein kinase activity; calcium ion binding. Gene Ontology annotation, biological process: protein phosphorylation. The record is from RefSeq and is a predicted model, not a curated record.